Messenger RNA from Caenorhabditis remanei, 477 nucleotides. RefSeq lists its product as uncharacterized. NCBI's taxonomy places the organism in Eukaryota, Metazoa, Nematoda, Chromadorea, Rhabditida, Rhabditidae. The transcript has 3 exons. Bases 1 to 477 code for a protein of 158 amino acids. The record is from RefSeq and is a predicted model, not a curated record.
AUGACGCCACGAUCUGAAGGAACCAUCCGAAAGCUUGUCAAGCAGGUGGCUGAUGGAGAGGAUAUUAUCACUGCGCUUAAAUCAUUGGCCGUCCUCGACAUCCCACUAGCUCUAUCCACUGAUCUCCAGCUCGUAGAUCUCCUCACCCCACUUUCCGGCUCCCCGUUGCUCAAUGGCUCCAUCCAUGAGAUUUUGAAGAAGUUGGAGGGGAAGAAAGGGAAGGAAUCCAAUGGAAAGUCCUCAAUUCUUAAACCGGUUCGAAGAGUCUCCAAGGGAGGAUCUUAUAGGAAGAGAAGAUCCAGUGGGGUUACCAAAAAGAUUCCGGUUGAAAUUGAAGUGAAGAAGGCUGAGGAGAAAAAAGAAGACGUCAAGGAGAACCAGAAGGCGACGACCACCUCCACUCGUCUCUUCAAGAAGAACGAACCGAAGAAGAAGGAAUCGGCGAUUUGGAAGAAGAUUAAGAAGGUUCAGGGAUAA